ACGUGUGUGUUUAAAACUGACAAAAAACUACAAUUACAGUGAGAAGCGAGGAGCAGGGUUUAGCAAACAGUGCCUUAAAGCAACACCAAGGUUGAGUGAGGUUGGAAGCAGGGAGUAGCAGGACGCAAGGCCUGGAUUUGGCGGCCGGAAGGAAGGAACAGUGUGGCAUCCCUCUCCUCCUCUCAUGUCCCCUCCCUGUGUGUCCUUGCAUGUCAGUUACCCCUCGUCACCCCCCCCUGUGUCCCCCCUGUCAGUCCUUCGUGUUCCUCCCCCUCAUGCUUGGGACAGACCGGCCGCCUCACUGUCAGACCAAUGACUGCCUGGAUCAUACUGCCUGUCAGCCUGGCUGCCUUCUCCAUCACUGGGAUAUGGAUAGUAUAUGCCAUGGCUGUAAUGAACCACCACGUCUGUCCUGUCGAAAACUGGUCGUACAACGUGACGUGCACAGAGGAAACGGCCAAGCCAGGCUUCCCGAAAACAUGCUGUACCAUUCAAGACAUCCCCCUCAUCAGUAAGUGUGGAUCUUACCCUCCGGAGAGCUGUCUGUUCAGUCUCAUCGGUAAUGUGGGAGCUUUCAUGGUGGUUUUGGUGUGUUUGCUUCGCUACGCUCAGAUCAUCGAGCACAGGAACCACUGCUGGCUCAACACCAGUGGACUGGUGUCUGGAUGCACCAAUGCUGUGGGACUGGUCAUGGUGGGCAACUUCCAGGUGGACCACGCUAAAACACUUCACUACGUAGGUGCGGGCGCUGCCUUCCCAGCAGGCAUUCUGUUCGUGUGUUUGCAAUGUGUGUUGACGUAUCGGGUGGCUGUCACUGCUCUGGACUACUGGAUGGCUCACGUGCGUGUGGCACUGGCUACUGGUGCUCUCAUCACGCUGGUUCUUAGUGGAGUAUUCUUCAUCCACGAGAGCUUCGUGUUACAGCACGCAGCAGCCAUCUGUGAGUGGGUCUUCACUGUAGUCAUCCUUGUAUUCUACGGGACUUUCACCUACGAAUUUGGCACCGUCACAACCAACACCAUGUUGGCCGGCCUCCAGCGGAGCCUCUCUCAUGGGUCCGGAGUCCUCAUCGGAGACGAUGUCCAAGUAGGAGCCCUAGGAGGUGGUGCCACCAAAGGGUUAAAAUCCCCAGGAGGAAGUAGUACCUCCACCCAUCUGAACUGCACUCCUGAAAACAUAGCAAUGCUUUAAUCCUUUUAUUAUCGCACACGCGAUCACGUCCUGCCGGGUGGAAAGCCUCACAGUGGUGCUCUGAGGCACACUUUAAGAUUAAAGUGAUCGAGAUUUAAAAGAACCGUCCAGUCAAAGUCAAUACAGAUUAAAAAUCAAUUGGGUUUACAUGUGUGGCUGUUUAUAUUGAUGCAAGAUUCGAGAUUUUAUGUUUGUUUGAUAGAUUUGUCUGCUUUUUGUCCUUUUUUGGUUUUGCUAUAAGGCUGACGAGAAGGACAGGAUAGUUAUUUUUUAAAGAUAGAAUGGGGGCCCUGGUCACAUGGUUUGUUUUGCCUAAACUGUUGCACUGGGCGAUUAAAUAUAUUUUUUACGGUUACGUUUGCACAAAUGUUUCAGGGGUGUCUCUCGUUGAGCUUGCUACUGUUUGCCCAACUUUGCUGUUGCAAUGGAUUUGCACGUAACACAGAUGUGACCCUGCCUGCGAAAACCCAGCUAAAGUUAAAACUUAUUGGCCCGGUUUCACAGACGAGGCUUAAGGCUAGUCCCAGACUAAAAUGAAUGUGUGACCUGUCUUAACUGAAUAUAACUUGCCCAGAAAUAUCUUAAAAUAUAUCUGUGCCAUUGUUUUGUCUGGAGAUGCACACCAGUAAUGUAUUCUUCUAAGGCAUUAUAUAAAAGCGACAUAAAUAUCUUAAUUCAACUAAGGCAUAGUCCUGGCUUAAGCAAAGCUGUGUUUAUGAACCUGGCCAUUGUUUUCUACAUAAAAUCAUCCCACAUAAUGUAAAAUACAAUAUUGACUGAGUAAUGGCAUGACAAAUGGAAUUAAAACUUUGAUGCUUUAAAUUUCAUAAUUAUGAGAUUUUAGUCUGGUUUUCACAGGCAGGGUCGUGAUUUAUAACAUUUUCAUUGCAGACUAUCAGGAUUCAAGUAUUAUAUUUUGAAAUAGUGAAUGUCUAAAGUAUGGCGGAAUUAUAUGAGAACCUUAUUUUGGAAUUAGAAGAGAAACAAAAGAUUUUAAUUGAAAUAUCAUUUAAAGCGUUAAAUUGAUUUUAAACAUAAUUUAAUACAAAAACAAAAUCGUGUAUAGUAAUUGUGGCCUUUUUAUUGUCAUGUUGGCUUGCUUUGUUCCUGUUUUGUUCAGUUUUUGUUUCUUGAUGAGGUGGGUCUUGUUUUUCCACUUUGAGAAAGGGAAGUGAUGCAAGGUGACACCAGCUCAAACUCCGCCCUCCUUGUAAGUUAAUACGUUUUAGAGUAAUUACAUUUGUACUUACUGUACCUUUAAAGCAGGUACAGGUAAAAUGUUUUUGUUUUCUUUCAGUUUUUUAAUAAUGUCUCCGUCUUACGGGUCAUUAAAACCCAUUCGGAAAAUGCCACAUCCAGUCACCUAGUGACUUACUGCCUGCAUAUCUCCAAACAUUUCUGCCGUUUGCUUUGAACAGUUUUGUGCUUCAUUGUGACAUAACUACAAAUGGUGUGGAACGAGUUAUAUUCUACAUAACAUGAGUCAACAUUUCUUUUCAAAGUUUUUCAUAUUUUGUUGUUGCCAAAGGAUGCAUCUCAUUUAGUUAAAGGUACACUGAAUGCAUUUUAUUUCAUUUGAUUACUUUUAUGUGUUGUAGGACACAUAGCCACAGAGAAACCAGUGUCAUUUAGAAAGUUAUGCCAAUGCAGUACAGCAAUAUUACAUUUCAAAAUGGUUCGUGAAUUGGUGUCCAGGCUGGAACCUAGGAAACCAUAGUUGAACUUUUUGAGGGUUGAGUGGUUAUGGUGGCCUUAAUGUUACUGUGGUAUCUGUGAUGAUUUCAAUUCAGGCUGUCAAUCAGAGGCUCCCUAUUGCUUUUUCAUCAUGCUUGAAUUCUUUUGUGUCACACAGAAAUGUGCCAGUUAUUCUUUCUGUAUGUGUUUUUGCCCUUCAAUGGGUUUGUGCUGCCUCUCAGUUUCACGCCAAUGAUAACACUGUAAAUUUAGACAUAGUCUCUAGGCAUCAUACAGUAUGUGUUUAUCUUUGUUGUCACUUUUAUCGGAGAGCUAUUGAAGCAUUGUUUGACUGCUCUCAUGAAAAAGAUGUUUCACGGGGUGCAUAGAUGAAAGUGUCGAUUAAAUCCAAUUGAUACUGAUUUCAUUGCUUCCUGUACGGUUAUCAUUACAACAUACCUAAGUCAACUCAAGCCAAACAUACAGUGAUAAUUGCAUAAAGGGUCAUAUUUGUUUUAUACAACACAUGAACAUAGAAUUUUAAGGAAAAAGUUGAAGUUUCAGCUUAUGAACCUAACAUUGAUGUAAUUUCUCAUUUAUUGCCUGUUUUGUCACAUGCAGAAGUGCUGAUUUGAUGGAUUUCAACAAUUAUUAUAAAUGACAUGCAAUACUUAACAUUGCAUUUAAUGCAUAUUUUGAAGCUAAUAGGUCAAUUAUUUAUAGGUCACUUUAGAGCAAAAUAUGGUUUAAGGGUUGUAGAGUUAUCUUUUUUUACCCGUUUGGUUUGGUCAAAAGCUGUACUGUCAGGUGGGAAAAUUGACUGAUAUUUUGUUCAAGUUUUCUGACAACUUUUGAAAUGUAUGUAUACUUGUGAGACAAUGAUGUACUUCUUUGCAUCCUUUUUUUUUUCUUCAUCCUUUUAUAUUGGGUUAAGGAUCUCUGCAUAAAUCAAGACUACUUUUAUGGAUAUUUUCAGACAGGUAAAACAGCUGGCUUUGGGUUUAAAUGUUUCUUUUUGAUGUUCUGACUUUUAGCUGUUGUAUGGAUAGAUAUUUUUCUGAUGCCUUUAAAUGAUAUAGUUGAACAUUUUUUAUCAACAAGUCUGUUGGGAUUGCAAUGAAGAUGUAAGGUUCACGCUACAAAAUCAAAAGAAAACAAUACAAAGAAUAUUUUUAUUUUAUAAAUCACAUAUGUACUCAGAUUUACGUAUCAUUUCAAUGCUUAUUCUUUGACAAGAGAUUUAUAUGAAAUAACUACCAAAACAUCCAAUGAGAAAUAAACAAGUGUAUAUGUA
Triplophysa rosa is the source of this 4159-nucleotide messenger RNA. It is a transcript of the gene tmem150aa, whose product is annotated as transmembrane protein 150Aa. The record is from RefSeq and is a predicted model, not a curated record. The coding region runs from base 313 to 1191 and encodes 292 amino acids. The transcript is spliced from 8 exons. Gene Ontology annotation, biological process: protein localization to plasma membrane. Lineage: Eukaryota; Metazoa; Chordata; Actinopteri; Cypriniformes; Nemacheilidae.